Messenger RNA from Mytilus californianus (California mussel), 1643 nucleotides. RefSeq names its product pseudouridylate synthase 1 homolog. Gene Ontology annotation, molecular function: RNA binding; pseudouridine synthase activity. Bases 143 to 1624 code for a protein of 493 amino acids. The transcript is spliced from 18 exons. The record is from RefSeq and is a predicted model, not a curated record. Gene Ontology annotation, cellular component: nucleus. NCBI's taxonomy places the organism in Eukaryota, Metazoa, Mollusca, Bivalvia, Mytilida, Mytilidae. Gene Ontology annotation, biological process: tRNA pseudouridine synthesis; mRNA pseudouridine synthesis.
CCACUGUGUUUUUAGAAACAUUGACUAAAAGGCAAAUUAAAAGAUGCUUUAUUACACUGACGAUUUUAUUUGUCGAAGAAAAACUGUUUACACAGCAGUUGUGUUCAGUUCCUGAUCAUUUGUCAUCAUUAAUGCAGAACAUAUGUUGAAAAAGGUCUUACAAAGGAUAACACAAGUGAUUAAAUCUGUUAGAAUGACUGAUAUUUCACCUAGUAGUGUAGCUGUUCAGCAGGAUGACAAAGGAAACAAAAGACCCUUAGAUGAGGAACUGUCAGACCAUCAGAAAAAACAGAAGACUGAAUCUGGUGAACAGUCCAAAAGACUCCCGAAAAGAAAGAUUGCUAUGUUAAUAGGAUAUAAUGGCAAAGGGUAUCAUGGGAUUCAGAUUAACAAAGAAGUUAACACAAUAGAAAAUGAGAUAUUAAAGGCUUUGGUAAAAACUCAGUGUAUACCACAAGAACAUGCCGAUGUUCCACAGAAGAUGAGUUUCCAACGAGCAUGUAGAACAGACAAAGGUGUUUCAGCAGCCAUGAAUCUGUUGUCAUUGAAGGUGAUAAUAGAUAUAGAGAAUUUAUUGGAGAAGAUCAACAGUCAUUUACCUGAGCAGAUUCGAGUAUUUGGAUAUAGAAGAACUACUGGUGGAUUUGACAGUAAGAAUUACUGUGAUAACCGUACAUACAUGUACAUCUGUCCUACAUAUGCCUUUGCUCCACUAGAAAAUAUUGUUACUGAUGAAUACAGAAUGACUGAUGACGUUGUAGAACAUGUCAACAAAAUGUUAGCCAGAUUUAUAGGAACGCACAGAUUUCACAACUAUACUUCUAAAAUAGAUGCCAAAGAAGCACGUGCCAAACGAUAUAUCAUAUCAUUCACGUGUGGUAAACCCUUCAUCAGAGAUGGCUGUGAGUUUUGUGUAAUUACUGUCAGAGGUCAAAGUUUUAUGUUACAUCAUAUACGUAAAAUGAUUGGUAUAACAAUAGCAAUAGUGCGAGGUAACUGUGGAGAAGAUGUUAUAGACAAGUCUUGGAAACCAGAACGGGUAGAUAUUCCAAAGGCUCCAGGACAGGGUCUUUGUCUAGAACAGCCACAUUAUGAUAAUUACAAUAAGAAGUAUGGUACUGAUGGAAUACAUGCACCAUUAGACUGGGUAGAAGAGCAGGAUGAAAUUAAUAAGUUUAAGGAAGAGUAUAUCUAUUCUGAUAUUAUGAAGACAGAGAAAGAUGAAAAGAUUAUGAUGGAAUGGCUUGGUAACUUACAACAUCAUGUGUUUGAUGUUGUUGAUGACAAAGAAGAAAGAGCCAGUAGAUACGCCAAACAACAUUAUUUGAAAAAAUGCAAGCAAGAUCCUAAUAUUGUAAUAACACCAGACACAGGCUUCAAAUUAAAAAGCAAAACGUCAAAUGAGAGUGCAGAUUCUAACAAUUCUGAAAAUGCUGAGGCCAAGGAAGAUAACUCAGAUAUACAAUUAGACUCUGAAGUCAAAAUAAAAUCUGAAUCUGAAGUCAAAAUAAAAUCUGAAUCUGAAGUGGAAAUUAAAUCAGAAAUCAAAGAAGAUAAAGACUUGACCAAGGAAAAUGAAGUAGAAGCAGACCAAGAUAGUAAACCUGUCAAAGUCCAAUCAUAGCAUUAAAUGUACAUCAAAA